UUUCCGGUGAGGCGAGGCAGAGACAGUCAGGCAGACAGACUUCUGCUCGGUUUGAUAAAAACCGAAACCUGGUUAAACAUCAUAAAAACCAAAGGAAACAACAAAAGGAACAAAAGGAGGACGUUUUUACGGGAGGAAGAGGAUUUAUUUGAACUUCCGGUGAGGAACCGAGAGGAAAAACAAACCGCUUCGCCUCUUCAGGAUGUGAGAGAACUGCAGCAGAUAAACUUCUUCCUUCUCAGCCUCAAGAACAACAGACGAGACGCAGCGGACAAACAUGGCUCUGUUCUUCUCUGGAGCCGUCACAAGUUCCCCGAUAAAACGGCGGCUGCGUGGGAAUCACUCCUGCCACAGCCCGGACGUCUCCCUCCUCUCCCCCGACUCGUCGUACGUCUGCUACCCGUCUGCGCAAGCCGGCGCCCCCUGCUGCUGCCGCCGCUCGCCGCGCCUCCUCACCAACGGUUACUAUGACGUCACAGAGGACAGCUUCUGCCUGGACGAGGACGGAAACGUGUCUCUGACCGACUGCAGGACCAGCGUGUCCUACAAGGAGAACCUGGUCAGAGUUUUCCGGCGCAGGCGGAAACCUCGCAGCGCUCUGGUUUCUCUGCUGAGCGGCGUUUCAGAGAGCUGCCAGUCAUGGCUGGACCAGAAGGUGUUCAGAGGCAUGCUGGGAACCGGCCUCAGACAGGACCCGGACCCGGACCUGGACCUGGACCUGGACCCGGACCUGGACUGGGCCCUGGUCGGCCAGCAGGUGGCGUCUCCGUGUCGAUUGGACAAGUCUCUGUGGGCGGGGCUAAACGCCGAUCUGGACGACGGACGAAGCUUCACCUACGAUCCCACCGAAACCCCGCCUCCUCCAGACAAAGAAGCCCCGCCUCCUCCUGAUGAAUUAGCCCCGCCUCCUGGGAAGAUGCUGAUCCAGGAGGAAAUCUGCUCUGAGAUCAGUCAGUCCACGCAGCGCUUCACCCAAUCACUGAGCGGCCUCUCUGAAGUCCCGCCCCCUUCGGCCUUCUACAGCUGCUGCCAGGCGGCACCUGAACCUCCAGGACUGACGAUGAAGGCUCUCCUCAUCCUCAUCUUCAGCAUCUUCAUCAUCAGCGUCCUCUACUCAGGCUCCUGCUGGUGGAGCGCCAUGGUAACGGCGGCCAUGUUGGCGACGAUCUCAGCCGUGAUGUUCGUGACAAAGUCGGGUCCGAUGGGCGAGUGGCGGAGAGCGAAGACUGAGGACAUCACAUCCAGGAACGAGUAGGAACCAGAACAGAACCAGGACCUGAACAGAACCAGAACCAGACAGGAUUCUGUAGAAACCUUCCUGCUGGUUUUUCCAUCAGUGUUUGAAUCCAGCUGGACAAAAAGGUGAAACUGGUUCUGAGCUCUGGAGGCUUUUAAAGCUAACCGGGUUUGAAUUCACAGAAAGAGAAACAAUCAUGGCUGACGAGAGAGAAAAGUCAUCAGGAAUCAAUAAUCAAUAAUCAAUAAUCUGACUUUUACCAGCAGAUAAAGAAUAAAAACUGCUGUUGGUUUUAAAAUGGCUGAAGGAGCUCAGAGUCACAGAGAGAACCGUUCGGUUAGCUUAGCAUCGCAGAGAGCUGCAAAGCUUCACAUCAUGUUUAAAAUAUACAGAAAAAAAUCAUCAACUGGGAAUUUCUGUGGAAGAAACCAAACAAAGUUUUAAUCAAGUUCAGGUUUGAAUUUUACACAAAAAUCACCUGGAAUCCUGGGUGUGUCGUGGUGGCGUAGCGGUUAGCGCGACCCGUAUUUGGAGGCCUUGAGUCCUCGACGCGGUCAUCGCUGGUUCGACUCCC
This is a messenger RNA of Xiphophorus maculatus (southern platyfish), 1811 nucleotides long. RefSeq names its product transmembrane protein 71 (gene tmem71). Bases 278 to 1255 code for a protein of 325 amino acids. Lineage: Eukaryota; Metazoa; Chordata; Actinopteri; Cyprinodontiformes; Poeciliidae. The record is from RefSeq and is a predicted model, not a curated record. The transcript is spliced from 11 exons.